UCUUAGAUUACAACAAACGGGCUUAAUUUUUUGGUCUAACAUUUCUCCUUUCAAAAUCCCUGAAUCUCUCUCUUCAGCCCAAAAACUCAUGAUCGAUCAACAAUGGAAGCUCUAAUCUGCGAGAAACUCGGCGAUCCAACACUACCCCCAAGCUCAACACAAGACUCGCCACUAACCCUCUCAACGUCUCACCCAAUCCCCAAACUCAACUCUCCAACUUCAGUCAGAGUUCGAGUCAAAGCCACCAGCUUGAAUUUUGCCAAUUAUCUCCAAAUCCUCGGCAAGUACCAAGAAAAACCCCCCUUACCCUUCAUCCCAGGCUCCGAUUACUCCGGGGUCGUCGAAUCCAUCGGUCCCAAUGUUUCCAAGUUCAGAAUCGGCGACCCUGUCUGCUCUUUGGCAGCCCUCGGCUCUUUCGCACAAUUCAUCGUCGCCGAUGAGACUGAUUUGUAUCGAGUACCUGAUGGAUGUGAUCUAGUUGCUGCUGGUGCACUACCUGUUGCAUACGGAACAUCACAUGUAGCCUUGGUUCAUAGAGCUCAAUUGAGCACUGGUCAGGUGUUGCUGGUUCUAGGGGCAGCUGGAGGUGUUGGGAUUUCAGCUGUACAAAUUGGAAAGAUCUGUGGCGCCGUUGUUAUUGCCGUUGCCAGGGGAGGAGAAAAGGUGCAGUUUUUGAAGUCAAUGGGUGUUGAUCAUGUUGUUGACUCGAACAAAGGAAACGUCACUGAAAGCGUCAAAGGAUUCCUGAAGUCAAGAAAGCUCAAAGGGGUUGAUGUAUUGUAUGACCCAGUUGGAGGCAAACUUGCAAAGGAAACCAUGAAGUUAUUGAACUGGGGAGCACAAAUUCUGGUCAUAGGUUUUGCUAGUGGAGAUAUCCCUGUCAUCCCUGCUAAUAUCGCUCUUGUUAAGAACUGGACAAUUCAUGGACUGUUCUGGGGAAGCUAUAAAAUACAUCGACCAGCUGUACUGGAAGAUUCUCUGAAGGAGCUACUAUCCUGGCUGGCGAGCGGCUUAAUCACCAUCAACAUUUCUCAUAUUCACAGCCUCUCAGAGGCCAACCUUGCAUUUUCUGCUUUGAAGGACAGGAAAGUGAUCGGGAAAGUGAUGAUUGCUUUUGAUGACGGCAAAAUUGCAAGAUCUAAGCUUUAAUCUGGUCAGAAUUUGGAAUCGAGUCAAGGGGUUAAAUAUUUGAAUGUUGGAAUUCUCCAUUCUCAUUCUCAAUAAAUGCUGUGGUAAAUUUUAUGACUCUGCUGGAUCAAAACAAGACGUAGGGGAAGAUCCAAUGAAUAAUGUUUGCCCAGAAAGAAAAAUCACAGGAACCUAAGGCUAGUCCUUAAUCCAAUUACCGUCUUGAUGAUCAGAUAA
Messenger RNA from Camellia sinensis, 1365 nucleotides. Its product is annotated as GroES-like zinc-binding alcohol dehydrogenase family protein. Lineage: Eukaryota; Viridiplantae; Streptophyta; Magnoliopsida; Ericales; Theaceae. Gene Ontology annotation, molecular function: oxidoreductase activity; zinc ion binding. The record is from RefSeq and is a predicted model, not a curated record.